Molecule: messenger RNA, 4125 nt
Organism: Silurus meridionalis
Lineage: Eukaryota; Metazoa; Chordata; Actinopteri; Siluriformes; Siluridae
Product: alpha-1,6-mannosylglycoprotein 6-beta-N-acetylglucosaminyltransferase B-like
Exons: 18
Coding region: 410-2800 (796 amino acids)
Biological process (GO): protein N-linked glycosylation
Cellular component (GO): Golgi apparatus
Molecular function (GO): alpha-1,6-mannosylglycoprotein 6-beta-N-acetylglucosaminyltransferase activity
Source: RefSeq, a predicted model, not a curated record
CAGUGUUCAGGCGAGUGAUGGCGCUGUGCUCUCGACAGUUUACCUGAGCCGCUCGUGCUUUGCGCAGUAGGGCGCAUGAUAGAUGCUUUCCCUACAGGGAGUAUCGUGGUUCCUUUGCUGCUGCUUGGAAGAUGGAACUUUGCUCUUUUCCUCCUCGAGAUGUUCAGUCGACUGUCCGCUCUAACCGAUUAACCUCGCAGCCGGAGUACUCUGUAAACACUUUCUGUGUGUCAUCCGUUGGACUUAGCGGCGCUGCUCUUUUUUGUUCAGCGCCCACUAUUCACGCAUUCAAGAAGUCUUUGGAAUCACAGCGACACAUAACGCACAUCAGCACGACUCUUGGCUCGGGGGGGAAACUAUGUUUACGCGCAGCUGAUGGACCGCACGGUUUAUUACUCUCCGCUCUGAAAUGAUGGCUUUUAAUAGCGACGGCAUGACCGUGGUUAGAAGAUGCCUCCUGACGUUCAAGCCCUUCAGGAUUUUCGUAGUAGGGCUCGGCUUCUUCAGUCUCUGCUUCCUAAUGACCUCUCUGGGGGGCCAGUUCUCAGCCAAACGGCUUGGAGACUCUCCCUUCACUAUUCGAACCGAAGUCCUGGGAGGGCCAGAGUCUCGUGGAGUCCUCAGAAAAAUCAGUGACAUGUUGGAGAUUAUUUUGAAGAGAAUUGACACUCUAGCAAAACUCAGCAACAGCAGCAAAAGCCACAGCCUGGAGGAGCUCAGCUCUACUCUGGAGAGGUUUCAGCCGAUGGGACUUGUGGAACGGAUUCAGGCCAUUGCCCAGAAUGUGUCUGAAAUGGCUGUGCGUGUGGAGCAGAUCCUGCAGAAGAGUAAAAAUGGUGCCACAGGGAGAGAUGGAACAGCAGGGCAGUGUGAAAUCCCAAAAGAUCCUGGUUACCCAGACUGUGCAAGUAAAGUUGAUUGGAUGAGGGCCAGAUGGACAUCAGACCCCUGUUACUCCUUCUACGGAGUUGAUGGCUCUGACUGCUCCUUUCUCAUCUACCUGAGUGAGGUGGAGUGGUUCUGUCCUUUGCUUGCCUGGAGGAAUCAGAGCAUACCAUCCUACAAUCCUAUCAUCAGCAACACACCUAAGACACAUGCAAUUGUUCGUGCUGAUAUGGGUCGUCUUCUAGAGCAGAUCGGAUCAGGAAAAGAGUCUCUUAGCUUUAUGAGGAGGCGGAUACGUAGGCUGGCAGUGCAGUGGGCUGCAGCUGCUCGCAGACUAGAUGAGCGUCUGAGCAGCCAGCAGAGGCAACAGAAGAAGGUGCUGGUACAUGUGGGCUUUCUUACAGAGGAGUCUGGAGAUGUGUUCAGUCCUAAGGUGUUAAAAGGAGGGCCGUUGGGUGAGAUGGUGCAAUGGGCUGAUAUCCUCAGUGCACUUCAUGUACUUGGCCAUGACCUCAAGAUCUCACUGUCAGUCAAAGACCUGCAAGGGUUUCUUGGCGUUCCCCCAGGAAGAGGAAGUUGCCCAUUGCGAGGACCUUUACCCUUUGACCUCAUCUAUACUGACUAUCAUGGACUGCAGCAGAUGAAGCAGCACAUUGGCCUCUCCCUUAAAAAGCACAAAUGUCAUAUCCGGGUGAUUGACUCAUUUGGUACCGAGCCAGCAUAUAAUCAUGAGGAGUAUGCCACCCUGCAUGGCUACAGAACCAACUGGGGCUACUGGAACCUUAAUUGCAGACAGUACAUGACCAUGUUCCCACACACUCCUGACAACUCCUUCAUGGGCUUUGUUGCUGAAGAACUAAACCACACCGAGAGGCUUAACAUUCAGAGAGAGAAAGUCAACAAUAUGGCAGUGAUCUAUGGCAAAGAGGCCAGUAUGUGGAAGUGUGAGGGGAAAGACAAGUUUCUCACCAUCCUGCACCGCUACAUGGCCAUUCAUGGAACAGUUUAUUAUGAAGCCCAGCGACCUCCAGAAAUUCCGGCCUUUGUCAGAAACCAUGGUUUAUUGCCUCAACAUGAGCUUCAGCAGCUUCUAAGGAGAGCCAAGCUUUUUGUAGGAUUUGGAUUUCCUUAUGAAGGUCCCGCUCCUCUGGAGGCCAUAGCCAAUGGCUGCAUUUUCCUUCAGCCCAAAUUCCAUCCACCCCGUAGCUCUUUCAACAACGAAUUCUUCAGAGGGAAACCCAUGUCCAGAGAGGUCUCUUCUCAACACCCGUAUACUGAGCAGUACAUUGGCAGACCACACGUCAUUACUGUGGACUAUAACAACUCAGAGGAAGUUGAAGCAACCAUUAAGGAAAUCCUAAACACUAAGGUAGAGCCCUUCUUAGCUUAUGAAUACACAUCUGAAGGAAUGCUAGAAAGACUAAAUUCUUAUAUCCAGCAUCAGGAUUUCUGUCACAUCAGUCCCCCCUUUCCAUCAUCCAAUGAGUCCAAACUGUGGCCAGGGAAUCCACCAAACCCUUUCAUCCUCUUGCCCAACUCCACAGGUGUGGUAUGGGCCUCAAAUGUCAGUGCUCCAGCAUCUUGGCCCCCUCUCAGUGCUCUGAGGCUUGUCCUCAGUCCUAAAGCAACAUCAUGUGUAAAGACGUGCCAGGAUGCUGGUCUCAUCUGUGAGCCUGCCUUCUUUCCUUUCAUUAACAAUAUGGAGGCCUUUAUUGGGCUUGAUGUUCAGUGUGAGGCUUUGGAAAUGGAGAUGAACCAUUUAUUUCCGGCUGUGGCUGCCAAGGGGAGAGAGUGUUUCCUGCAGAAGGAAGUGCUCUUGUUCAGCUGUGCUGGGAUCAGCACCAAACACCGACGCCUUUGUCCCUGUAGAGACUUUAUGCAGGGACAGGUGGCGCUGUGCAAGGAUUGCCUGUGAGGUCUAUGUUAACUAAAAUCAGAUCCGGGGCCAGAUGAGGUGAUAGCCUCUAAUACACAUUAAGCCCUGAUGAACUAACCCACUCAUGCCUGAAUACAAUGGAUCCCUCAAGAAAUGAAAGGUAAAGAAGCAUAUCAGUGCUGAGAUUGGAUGAAACAAACAAUGUCUACAGUUUUUAGACUGCCUGAGCCAGCUUCAGGAUCUGAACUGCUUAAGAGAGUAUAUGUUUUUUUUGUUUUUUUUUUUUUAUGAAGAUGGCCAAAGCAGCUAUUUUUCAACAAAUAUACUUUGAAUAUUGUUAUAUCCAAAUGAAAACAAAGCACUGAAACAACUUAUAAUGCUGAUUUUUAUAAACAAAUGUGGCAUAUUGUAUGUGUGUACUGUUUAGUGGUAUUCUAAUAAGUUUUGUUUUUGUUUAUUUUUGUUUAUGUGGGACUCAUUUAUUAAUAUAUAUUGAUAUAAGUUGUUUGUCAAUGUUGAAACAAUUAGGCAAGCCAAACUGAGCAUAAAUCUUACCCUAAUUAGGCAUAUGCAUGGAACAACCUUUCUGCAUUUGGUGACACCCACAAAAAAAAAAUAAAAAAUAGCAAAGCUGCAGCAGCUGAAAUGGUGAGUAAAUGGCAAAAAGAGGCUUUCUCAGAGGGAAAAGUAAAGAAUAAAGACUCACUUCUAUACCAAUAUAUUUUUUAAAACCCUGUAACAGCACGGACAAAAUGAAGACAAAUUACAGAAAAGGUGAAUUAAGUCAGGUGGAAAGAUAAUGGCAUGAUAUGAUCAAGCACAUGACGCAGAGAAGCUAUUUUUAAAUUGUUUUGAACUGGCUCUGCUGACGUGCUGAACUCUUUUACAGUAUGAAAACAUGAUACUUUGGCAAAUGAAAUGAUUUUAUGAGGCAGCAUUUGUCCGAUCAAGCUGGUCUUUAAAUAUCCUUACCCUCAUCCUUGAGGGAGUUGAUUGAAGCAUUAAUUUACAGCUUAUAGCUGCAUUUAUGAUGCAGUUGUAUUUGCCUCAGUUUAUGUAUUUGUGUCAGUCUGGCAUUUCAAAAUAUAUUUUUUUAGAUUUUUUGUUAUUAAUGGCAGUAAUAUAAAAUGAGUCAAUUAAAUUAACUUAUAAUUCUCAAUGGUGUUCUCAAUCCCUGAUGUAAUUAACUAGUAUGUUUUUAAUUUUGAAUGACACUACAAAGAACUCAUAUAAGUUGCUUUAGAUGAGGGUGGUCUGCAAAUGUUGCACUGUUCAUGCAUACAAAUAAGCUAUUUUCAUUUCACAGUAUAAUCCAUAUCUAAGUACAGAUAUCAUGUAAAUGAUAUGUGAUAUGUGAUCUUAGG